Messenger RNA from Plectropomus leopardus (leopard coralgrouper), 1601 nucleotides. It is a transcript of the gene idh3a, whose product is annotated as isocitrate dehydrogenase (NAD(+)) 3 catalytic subunit alpha. Lineage: Eukaryota; Metazoa; Chordata; Actinopteri; Perciformes; Serranidae. The record is from RefSeq and is a predicted model, not a curated record. Gene Ontology annotation, biological process: isocitrate metabolic process; tricarboxylic acid cycle. Gene Ontology annotation, molecular function: isocitrate dehydrogenase (NAD+) activity; magnesium ion binding; NAD binding. Gene Ontology annotation, cellular component: mitochondrion.
GUCAGCUUGCGGGCAAGUUUAGCAGUGUGCUGCUGCUGCAUCGACCUUGGCUAGUUGAAGAUGGCUGGGAAGGCGUGGAGGUCAGCGAUUCUUAACCUACUAAAACAGUGGGGUUUAUGGCUCAAUGGCAAGGAUAAAAUCAAGGCACAGGAAGUGUCACGGGUGGUUGGAGCUUUGAAUAGAGAGCCUCCACAACCCAGGACAUUCACCCGUGGGCUUCAAACUGUUACUUUAAUCCCGGGUGAUGGAAUUGGUCCUGAGAUCUCCACCGCUGUCAUGAAGAUAUUUGAAGCAGCUAAAGCACCUAUUCAGUGGGAAGAGAGAAAUGUUACAGCCAUACAAGGACCUGGUGGCAAGUGGAUGAUCCCUCCUGAUGCCAAAGAAUCGAUGGACAGGAACAAAAUUGGCCUAAAAGGCCCUUUAAAGACACCAAUAGCUGCUGGUCAUCCAUCUAUGAACCUGCUGCUGAGGAAAACCUUUGACCUCUAUGCGAAUGUGCGCCCCUGUGUGUCCAUUGAGGGCUACAAGACCCCGUACACUGACGUGAACCUGGUCACCAUCAGGGAGAACACUGAGGGAGAAUACAGUGGCAUUGAACAUGUGAUUGUUGAUGGAGUUGUACAAAGCAUUAAGCUCAUUACAGAGCAAGCCAGCCAACGCAUCGCAGAGUAUGCUUUUGAAUAUGCCAGAAAUAAUAAGAGGGCCAGCGUUACUGCUGUUCAUAAGGCCAAUAUUAUGCGCAUGUCCGAUGGGCUUUUCCUACGCAAAUGCAGAGAGGCAGCUGAAAAGCACAGAGAUGUGAAGUUCACUGAGAUGUACUUGGAUACUGUGUGCCUUAAUAUGGUACAGGAUCCCACACAGUUUGAUGUCUUAGUGAUGCCAAAUUUGUAUGGAGACAUCUUGAGUGAUCUUUGUGCUGGACUGAUUGGAGGUCUUGGAGUUACUCCUAGUGGAAACAUUGGCGCCAACGGUGUUGCAAUAUUUGAGUCGGUUCAUGGAACGGCCCCAGAUAUUGCAGGAAAAGACUUGGCCAACCCCACCGCCUUGCUGCUUAGUGCGGUCAUGAUGCUGCGCCACAUGGGCCUGCAUGGCCACGCCAACAAGAUCGAGACUGCAUGCUUUGACAUCAUUCGAGACAAAAAGGUUCUAACAAAAGACCUGGGAGGAAACUCAAAGUGCUCAGAAUUUACAAACGCAAUAUGUCAACGAGUGCAGGAGCUGGCCUAAAGUGAUGCUAACCGGGCCACGAGUUGAUUGGUUGGGUCUCUUUACUCCAUCAUGUCACGCUGUAUCUGCACAUUUUUAACCAUAGUAUGUAUUUUUUUUAAAAAGACUCAGGAGUUAGGGUGUGUGUCCACAUAGCAUUUUUUUGUUUGGUAGAAAGGCAGUGGCAGGGUGCUCAUUUCAAAAAAAGGUUCAUCUCUAUAAAAAGAGCUGAUCCCUAAAAGUAAAUGGUGAUAAAAGCACAACACUCACCAGCAAAAUUUGGCUGAUAUGCUCUCACAAUUGGGCUUUUCUGUCUUUGUUGUGAUUGGAUUUGGCUGAGAUAUGAUACAGCUCGGGACAGAAAAUAGCUAAAAGAGUGGCAGUAAUCGCAUCAG